This is a messenger RNA of Prunus armeniaca (apricot), 2997 nucleotides long. NCBI's taxonomy places the organism in Eukaryota, Viridiplantae, Streptophyta, Magnoliopsida, Rosales, Rosaceae. The record is from the annotation of a GenBank genome assembly.
AUGACGGACAUAUGUUACCGUUGCCAAAAACCAGGGCAUCGUUCCAAUGUUUGUCCAGAGCGGAAGCAGGCUAACGUUAUCGAAGAAGUCGAUGAUGAUGAGGAAAGAGAUGCAGUCGGUGAAGAUGAUUAUGCAGGGGCUGAAUUUGCAAUUGAGGAAGGAAUGGAGAGGAUUACCUUGGUUUUGCAGAGAGUUCUUUUGGCACCAAAGGAGGAAGGGCAGCGUCAUAAAAUUAGUGGAGCAUUUGCAGCUACCACGGAGCCACAUGUCAGCCCUUACUCACUAGGUUGGGUUACGAAAGACCCUUCGGUUCGUGUUGCUGAGACUUGCCGUGUGCCGCUGUCAAUUGGGCGACCUUGGCAAUUUGAUGUGGAUGCAACUUUCAAGGGACGAGAUAAUGUAAUUCUGUUUUCUUGGAACAACUGCAAAAUUGCAAUGGCAACUACAAAGCCCUCAAAACAAUCUGUUGAGCCCAAGACGAGGAGUUCUAGUUUCUUAACCCUAAUUAGCAGCGAGCAGGAGUUGAACGAGGCUGUCAAAGAAGCGGAGUGUUUUUGUCCCUUGGUGUUGAAGGGGUUGUUGCAGCUUGGCAGAGGAGGAGAAAGUGACAUUCCACAAGACGUGCAGCAGAUUUUGUCACAAUUUCAGGAACUACUUUCUGAAAAGCUGCCAAACGAGUUACCACCUAUGCGGGACAUACAACACCGAAUUGACUUGGUGCCUGGAGCUAGCCUUCCGAAUCUGCCCCAUUAUCGGAUGAGCCCCAAGGAGAAUGACAUCCUAAGAGAGCAGAUUGAAGAAUUACUGCAGAAGGGAUUUAUCAGGGAGAGCUUGAGUCCCUGCGCAGUUCCAGUUUUGUUGGUUCCAAAGAAAGACAAAACUUGGCGAAUGUGUGUUGACAGCCGAGCAAUCAAUAAGAUAACAGUCAAGUACAGGUUUCCCAUUCCACGGUUGGAGGAUAUGUUGGAUGUUCUUGGCGGCUCAAGGGUGUUUUCCAAGAUAGAUUUGCGAAGCAGUUACCACCAGAUUCGCAUCAGACCUGGCGACGAAUGGAAAACAGCGUUCAAGAGCAAGGACAGAUUAUUUGAAUGGUUGGUGAUGCCAUUCGGAUUGUCUAAUGCGCCUAGCACUUUCAUGAGACUCAUGUAUCAGCACCACAAAAGAAGAACAUCUUGUGCAUUUGAGACAAGUCUUAGAUGUUUUGAGAGAAAACAAGCUGUAUGUGAACCUAAAAAAUGUACUUUCUGCACAAAUAAGCUACUGUUCUUGGGUUUUGUUGUUGGUGAGAAUGGUAUCCAAGUAGAUGACGAGAAGAUCAAGGCAAUCCUUGACUGGCCAGCUCCAAAGACAGUCUCUGACGUUCGAAGUUUCCAUGAGUGCUUGAAGAAAGGCCGGUUCAGCUGGGGAGAGGAGCAAGAGAGAAGCUUUGCAGAUAUAAAAGAAAAGCUUUGCACCGCGCCGGUUCUAGCUCUUCCAAACUUUGAGAAAGUAUUCGAAGUUGAGUGUGAUGCCAGCGGAGUGGGAGUCGGAGCUGUGCUUUCACAAGACAAGCGGCCAGUUGCAUUCUUUUCUGAAAAGCUGAGCGAUGCACGUCAAAAGUGGAGUACUUAUGACCAAGAGUUCUAUGCGGUGGUUCGAGCUUUGAAGCAAUGGGAGCACUAUCUUAUCCAGAAGGAAUUUGUUUUGUUUACAGAUCAUCAAGCGUUGAAGUAUAUUAACAGCCAGAAAAAUAUUGAUAAAAUGCAUGCUAGAUGGGUGACUUUUUUGCAGAAAUUCUCAUUCGUUAUCAAGCAUACUUCCGGCAAGACAAAUCGUGUGGCGGAUGCGCUGAGUAGAAGAGCUUCAUUGUUAAUCACGUUGACUCAAGAAGUUGUGGGGUUUGAAUGUCUGAAGGACUUAUAUGCGGGUUAUUUGUUCAAAGGCAACCAGUUGUGUAUUCCAGUUUCCUCUUUAAGGGAGAAGCUUAUUCGGGACUUGCAUGGUGGAGGAUUGAGUGGCCACCUAGGCCGUGAUAAAACAAUUGCAGGGAUGGAGGAGAGAUUUUACUGGCCACAGCUCAAACGAGAUGUUGGAACUAUUGUGCGCAAAUGCUACAUUUGUCAGACUUCAAAGGGGCAAGUACAAAACACUGGAUUAUAUAUGCCAUUACCAGUUCCUAACGAUAUUUGGCAGGAUCUUGCUAUGGAUUUUGUCCUCGGUUUGCCCCGAACACAAAGGGGAGUGGACUCUGUAUUUGUGGUGGUUGAUCGGUUCUCAAAAAUGGCGCAUUUCAUAGCCUGCAAAAAGACUGCUGAUGCAUCAAAUAUAGCCAAACUGUUUUUCAGGGAGGUUGUUCGCUUGCAUGGGGUUCCUACAUCCAUUACAUCUGAUCGUGACACCAAGUUCUUGAGCCAUUUUUGGAUCACCUUAUGGAGACUGUUUGGGACUACUUUGAAUCGUAGCAGCACUGCCCAUCCCCAGACUGAUGGCCAGACUGAGGUUACAAACUGGACAUUGGGCAAUAUGGUACGAAGUGUCUGUGGAGAGAAGCCAAAACAAUGGGAUUAUGCACUACCACAGGUGGAGUUUGCAUAUAACAAUUUGGUGAAACUGCCUAGAGGCCAGCAAACCAGUGUGGCAGCGAAAAAUUUGGCUGAGGAAGUAGUAGCUAUUCGUGAUGAAGUCAAGCAGAAACUUGAGCAAACUAAUGCUAAGUACAAGGCUGCUGCGGAUCGACAUAGGCGUGUUAAAGUGUUUCAAGAAGGUGACUCUGUGAUGAUAUUUCUGAGGAAGGAGAGGUUUCCAGUUGGCACAUAUAGCAAGCUUAAACCGAGAAAAUAUGGUCCUUACAAAGUGCUCAAACGGAUCAAUGAUAAUGCCUAUGUUAUUGAGUUACCGGAUUCCAUGGGAAUUUCCAAUACUUUUAAUGUUGCAGAUUUAUAUGAGUUCCGUGAAGAUGAGGUCCUUUAUCCAGAUCAUAACUCAGGGGUCGAGUUCUUCGGAGGUGGAGGGGACUGA